Molecule: messenger RNA, 1988 nt
Organism: Chenopodium quinoa (quinoa)
Lineage: Eukaryota; Viridiplantae; Streptophyta; Magnoliopsida; Caryophyllales; Amaranthaceae
Exons: 1
Coding region: 371-1477 (368 amino acids)
Molecular function (GO): protein binding
Source: RefSeq, a predicted model, not a curated record
UUCCUCCCUUUUAUAGCACGCUUAAUAUACUAAUACAACACUUGGUGCAAAAUACUUUGCACAAAAAAUGAAAUUCUCUGCUGUAUCUGUAGUUUCGAUCUUCAAGAUCGUCCUACUCCUUACAUUAGGUUUGGUGGCCGCAGAUAACGCAGGGGAGGCUCGGAUUUUUCGUGGUGGUACAAGAGGUAGAGAUCUAGUAAACAAACGGAAAAACUUUUGGCCAUGAGAUCAGAGAAGAUACUGCAUCUGGCCUUUGUUUCAUUGUCACCAACCUGAUAAACCUCCUACAGCAUCCACUUCUCCACCGUCAUCUCUGCCAAUUCCACCUAUACCAUUACUCUCACCGCCAUCAUCUCUACCAAUACCACCUAUGCCAUUACUUCUGCCGCCAUCAUCUCUGCCUGCCCUUCCACCACUACCCAACAUCCCAACUGGCCUAAUUUUUGCAGACAUCAGACUUGCAGUGGUUUAUCCUAUCAUUCAAAACUUUAAAAAUAUUAUCACUUCGGAUCCUUUAGGGAUCACGAAUUCAUGGGUAGGAUCUGACAUUUGUAGAUACAAAGGUUUUUUCUUUGAUACACAACCUAAUAACACUAGUGCUACAGCAGUCGCAUCCAUAGACUUCAAUGGUUAUGGCCUCAGUGCUCCAUCCUUAGAUGGCUUCAUAGACCAACUCCCUGAUUUAGCCCUUUUCCAUGCCAACUCAAACUCUUUUAGUGGCACCCUUUCAUCAAAAAUAGCCAAUCUCCAUUAUCUCUACGAAUUAGACCUUAGCAAAAACCAAUUCACAGGUCCAUUCCCUCUCGUUGUGGUGGGCAUGGAGAGCCUGAGUUUCUUAGACAUUCGUUUCAACCAAUUCUCAGGGUCGGUCCCUCCUGCAAUUUUCAGACAACAUCUUAAUGUUCUCUUCCUUAAUGACAACAAUUUUGUGUCAGCUUUGCCUACAUCUCUUGGAAAUUCACAUAUAUUGUAUCUCACCUUAGCCAACAACAAGUUCACAGGUCCACUACCACGCGACAUAGCCAAAGCAUUGUCAGCAUUAACUGAAGUACUGUUAAUGAGCAACCAGCUAACUGGUUGUUUACCUUACGAGCUUGGCUUCCUUAACCAAGUGACUGCAUUCGAUAUCAGCCACAAUAAACUCACUGGUCCCCUGCCGUUUUCUUUAGCCUGUAUGGAGCGGGCUUCACUGCUUGAUUUCUCAGCGAAUUUGCUCUAUGGCAUGGUGCCAGACAUAAUUUGUCAGCUACCAAAUUUGACUAAAUUUUCUCUGUCUGAUAAUUAUUUCAACCAAGUUGGUCCAUCUUUUAGGAACUUGAUUGAUAGGGGAAUUUUGGAUGUGGCAAACAAUUGCAUCCCCGGUGUACCUUCCCAACGAUCAGUGUUUGAUUGUACUAAUUUCUUCGUUGUGCCUAGGAUCUGCCUUUACUCGGAAACAUAUAAAAUUAUCCCUUGUAAGCCUCACUUCAUACAUUAAGGAUUUUCAGGCAGAUCUUUGUUGAUGUAAAUGUCUAGUAUUUUGAUAAUAUAUAGUUACCGUCUUUCUUAAUUAGUUUUGUUUAUUUCUUUUCAUUUAGUCUAUCUUGGGAUAUUUUAUCACUUUAGUUUCUGGUGGCAAACCUCACUCCAACAGAUCAAACUAUAUUCACAACUAGUGGAAGUCUUUAUUAAUUAGUUUUUUAUUUUUUUAUUUUUUUUUCUGGCAAGAAAUGGUGGAAGUCUGCUGUUUGGAAUAAAUAUCAGAGUAUUAACUGAAGCUAGCAACAUAUGUACGGGUCAUUCUACUGUCGAUAGGAAACUACGAUGUUGAAGAGUAUGUUAGAGCAAGUUUAGCCCCAAGUCUUAAGAUUUUAAUGUGACAUCAUUUUUGGUGGUUCCCAUUGAAAAUUAUGCCAUCAAAUUCUUGUUAAUGCUCAGUAAGACUUAUACAAAUUUAUCACUUUAGCCCUAAGACUUAAAUAUUUGACAUAUUAUAUGUAGAAAAGUGU